ACUGACUUGACGUCUUUUUGGCUGCUAACAGAGAAGACAUUAUUAGACCACUCGACGCGCCUGUUUGGACAUUCAAUAAGCUGCAACUUUCGCUUCAGUACCAAGUGCUUCGAAAUAAAUCGUUCAACGAUCAUACACGUCUUUAUCACGCGACCGCUGACCCCAGCCCUACGAACCUCCUCCCGACUCCAGACCGAUUGCGGCUUCUACGAGCCGGUCCGACUGACAACUUCUGCCUUCAACUUAUCGACAGGCAGCCACCAACCUGAUCUCAUUUUUCCUGCAGACCAUCGUAGCUCAUAGGCUUGGUCAUCAUAAACGGGAACGACCGCCACCAUGCCGCUCACGUCGGCACAGAAGACAGCCGUCUCGCAGUUCGUGUCCAUCACCGGCGUCUCGGAGAAAGUCGCACAGAGAUACUUGAAGAAUGCUUCAUACAAGAUAGACCAAGCAGUAGAUGCGUUCUACUCUGCCACGGGCGGUGCAACUCCCAGUGCCAAUCGCGAGAUAGCCUUGAAGAAUCAAUUCGAGUCUCUGAAAACGUCUUCCGAGGAUGAGGCCGAGAAGCUUGGAGCGGAAAGUUCGAUGGAGUACCUACAGAAGCUUGGUGUGAACCUGGAAGACGCGUCGCUCUUCGUGGCAUUGGAGGUGAUACAGGCGGAGAGUAUUGGCGAGAUCAAGAAGUCUGGCUUUGUUGAGGGUUGGAAGGCCGUUGGUAUUGAUGGCACCAUACCGGCUCAGCGCAACUACAUUCAAACCCUUGUCAGCAGCCUGCGCUCUAAUCCAGAAGCUUUCCGCAAGGCCUACCGCUACACCUUCGUCGUUGGUAAAGAAGCCGACCAGCGAGCUCUUUCGAAGGAAAACGCCAUUCUGUACUGGGAAAUGCUCUUCAAGCCCCCCGGCCGUCCCUGGGUGGGUAAGAAGACGGGGAUCAACUUUCUACCUGAAUGGACAGCUUUUCUCAAUGAGAAGUGGACACGAUCAGUCAACAAAGACAUGUGGAACCAGACGCUCGAGUUUGCCCGAAAGUCAAUGGAUGAUGAGAGCUUUCACUUCUGGAGCGAAGACGACUCUUGGCCAGGUGUGAUCGAUGAAUUCGUUGAGUGGUACCGCUCGAAGCACGCUGGGAGCAUGGCAAUGGACGUUGAUGCCUAGGAGGCGAAAUCAAGGGGUAUUGCUAAAGACUCUAGACGGCAGAACCGCAGAACCUAGUCGACACGGACAUGGAAACCGGCUCGACAUAUUGUGACACGGGACGCCGAAUCUCACUCAACACCGAUGACUCGAUGGGAUUGUUGACCCCUGUAGUGGUCGCUCUUUGCAGCCUGAAGCAUGGUCUCUCCACACUUCAGAGCACACAUGGCCUUUGAACGAGGCACCGCCUACAAUAGACUAGAGCUUGCAUCACUAGCAGACAGAACAACAGUAUAUAUGCAAAGUUUCCGGACAGCUUGGCUUUCCUGUUGGUCCCGUGGCAAGGUAAUGGCUGGUAACGAAGGGAAAAAUCCUUGAGGAAGCGACGGACUCGAGCUCACAAUCCUCAGUAUACCUCGUUUGAGUACAAUGGACGGCUGAAUGAGACAUGAAUUCCCAUAAGCAUGUGCCGGAAUUAGUUCUAUAGUACCGCACUUGCUAUCACUGAAGUAAAACGCUCC
Molecule: messenger RNA, 1655 nt
Organism: Pseudomassariella vexata
Lineage: Eukaryota; Fungi; Ascomycota; Sordariomycetes; Amphisphaeriales; Pseudomassariaceae
Product: Cullin binding-domain-containing protein
Exons: 5
Coding region: 337-1155 (272 amino acids)
Biological process (GO): positive regulation of ubiquitin-protein transferase activity; protein neddylation
Cellular component (GO): ubiquitin ligase complex
Molecular function (GO): ubiquitin conjugating enzyme binding; ubiquitin-like protein binding; cullin family protein binding
Source: RefSeq, a predicted model, not a curated record